This is a messenger RNA of Coccidioides immitis RS, 957 nucleotides long. RefSeq lists its product as uncharacterized. Bases 1 to 957 code for a protein of 318 amino acids. NCBI's taxonomy places the organism in Eukaryota, Fungi, Ascomycota, Eurotiomycetes, Onygenales, Onygenaceae. The transcript has a single exon. The record is from RefSeq and is a predicted model, not a curated record.
AUGCUACCGGUCCGCCACCCCAGAACCCUCCUCCUAACCCUGGAUGCCUUCAACACCAUAUUUCACCCGCGGCAGCCCGUACCUGAAAUCUACACACAUGUCGCACAAGACCUCGGCGUCAUCCCUUCCACAAUAACCGCCGAUGCGGUAAAGCCGGCGUUCAGGACCGCAUUCAAGCGCAACAGCGCGCAGUACCCGAACUAUGGUCGAGAUACUCCUGGGUUUGGCGGACCGAAAGCAUGGUGGGGCAAAGUCAUUCGAGAGUGUUUCGCUCAGGUCAAAGGGGGGAGUACGACGGUAGACGAGAUUCCGGAUAGGUUGGUGGAAACGCUGUUCACCGUAUUCGGGGGAGAGGCGUAUAAACUGUACAAUGAUGCAGAGCCAUUUUUCAGGAAAUUGCAAUUGUGGAAACAGGCGAAGAGGUCCCGAAACGUUUCCCAAGACCUAGUUAGGGAAGACUGUUGGGAUCGGAUUGUCGUUGGAGUUAUCUCCAAUUCGGAUGAUAGAGUCCCUACGAUUUUGAGAUCAAUGGGCUUGCGGGUCGGAAGUGCGUGGGCGGAUAACGGGGAUUUGCUUCCCCCUGCCGAUGAAACGCAUGAUGCGAUAAAGCAGGAAAAUGAUAUUGAUUUUAUUGUUACGAGUUAUGAAGCUGGGAAGGAAAAGCCGAAUAAGCAUAUUUUCGACGUUGCCCAAAAGCGUGCAGGCGAGUACCUGAAUGCCACUAGCCCUGCUAAACGUCCACUCUUCCCAGCUCCGAGCUAUUAUUGCAUUCAUGUUGGGGAUGAUUAUCACGAUGACUAUCAGGGAGGACAGAGUGCUGGUUGGGAUAGCUUUUUACUGCUAAGGGAAGAUGUUGAAAUCCCAGAACACGCACAAAAGUCUGCACGCUCAAUCUCUAACCUUGAUCAGUUAUUUUCUUUAUUGCGCAUGGAGGAUCACGAUGGAAGGUUGGUAUAG